AUGAUUCCACGACUACCACCAUUACUAUUGGCAUUGAUAGGUGGCGCAUCUAUUUAUGGCAUCAAAGCUGUGCUUGAUCGACUGGAUCCUCCUGCCAUUGGUCCACCUGGUUCAUCGGAACGGGCUGCGCGCAUGCUCAAGUAUAGGGAUUAUGCAAGACGUGGUGGUAUAGUUGCUGUUGCUGCUGGUUUUGCUUGGGCUGGAUACUGGAUGUAUGACAAACGCACCCAUCGCCCUAUGCCGGCAUCACAGUCAGGCAACAAGGAGGAUGCAGAGUCUUUCUAUCGUGACCAGUACAGUGAUCGUGAACGGCGAUUUCAACAAGAGCAGCAAAAAGCACGAGACGAGCAACGACAACGAGAAGCUUUAGCAAGAGCUAGGUUGAUGGCUGAACAAAUAUCCAUGGAAGAAAAACUACCUCCAGUAUCAUCAUCGCCAUCAUCAUCACCAACGACGACGACAACAACAACGACAAACAAUGACAACAACAAUGAUCGUCAAUAG
Messenger RNA from Lichtheimia ornata, 504 nucleotides. RefSeq lists its product as uncharacterized. The record is from RefSeq and is a predicted model, not a curated record. The transcript is spliced from 2 exons. Lineage: Eukaryota; Fungi; Mucoromycota; Mucoromycetes; Mucorales; Lichtheimiaceae. The coding region runs from base 1 to 504 and encodes 167 amino acids.